Coregonus sp. 'balchen' is the source of this 3032-nucleotide messenger RNA. The record is from the annotation of a GenBank genome assembly. NCBI's taxonomy places the organism in Eukaryota, Metazoa, Chordata, Actinopteri, Salmoniformes, Salmonidae.
GGGGAGUUGCUUAGCCCGUGUCGCUGUGACGGCUCUGUGCGGUGUACCCACCAGCCCUGCCUCAUCCGCUGGAUCAGCGAGAGAGGCUCCUGGAGUUGUGAGCUCUGCUACUUCAAGUACCAGGUUCUGGCCAUCAGCACCAAGAACCCACUGCAGGUACAGGAUCUGUUUGUUUCGUGCUUGUGUGUGUAAGUGACUACAAGUGCUGCACUAUACCUCAGGGUUUCCGUACCAAAUCCAAGGUAUUCUGUGAAUGCUGAAGCAUCACACUCUAAUGUUCCGAAAAUACAUACAAAUAUAAAAAAACACUUUUUCACAUCUUCCUGCCUGCGGCUGCGUGACAUCAGUGCACAGAUAAUUGUCUCCACCAAAAAGACACACACAUUGAUCCACCUCUCCCUCUCUCCCCUUCCCUCUCUCUCCUUCCACCUCCCCCUUUAUCUCUCCUUCGCCCCCUCUCUCUCCCCCUCCCUCUCUUUCCCUCUCCCUCUCUGUAUAUCCCACCCUCUCUCUCUCUCCAGUGGCAAGCCAUCUCUCUGACGGUAAUUGAGAAGGUGCAGAUAGCAGCCAUCAUCCUGGGUUCUCUGUUCCUUAUCGCCAGCAUCUCCUGGCUGGUGUGGUCGUCCCUCAGCCCUUCGGCCAAGUGGCAGCGCCAGGACCUGCUCUUCCAGAUCUGCUACGGCAUGUACGGCUUCAUGGACAUUGUGUGCAUAGGUAAGCUAGAAGGUUCUACGACGUAGACCUCACUGAUAUACUAUCAUUUUGUGAUUGCAAUUGCAGGUAUGUGCUGAGUUGCAUAUGACAAGAAAGGAGAAUACCUGCAUGCUCCCAGAGUUUGAAUGUAGGAACGGUGGUUGAAAUGUUCCAGUGUUACAGCAAGACUUGAGGUCUAGGAUCUAAACAGUGUACUGAUAUUCUCCUUUCUCUUCAUAAGCUUUUGUGAUUGGUCAAUCUCCUGACAGUUACUAUGUCUGACCUGAACUUUGAUAUCGUUUUUUUACCGCUUUGGUGCAAUUUUAACAAGUAUGUGGUACAUUUUCAUAACUAUUAGUACAAAACUCAAAAACAGUUAAUCAUAAAGGCAGUUGUUUCAAAACUCUAAGCACACUUUCAAUUGACUAAGUACAACACACAAAAAUCAUAAAGUCACUUUUUAUUUUGUUAAAUAACAUUUUACUGUUACAUAAUCUGAUCGCUCUUAAUUGAUGAUCGCUUAAACGUUUGGUAAACCUAUAGAUUUUACAUGUAAACUGGUUUGUCUACUACAUUUGUAAAGUAGAAACAUAAAAAGUAUGUUAUUUACUCAAAUGUACUACUACUAUGAUGACUGUUAUGAUUUUAUUUCACAGUAAGUUUUUUUUAAUCUGAUAUUGACAAGACCAGAGAUGUGCAACAAAUCAGAUCAAAUUGUAUUAGUUGCAUAAACAGAUUAGCAGAUGUUACAGCAGGUGUAGCGAAAUGCUUAUGUUUCUAGCUCCUACAGUGCACUAAUACAAUAUCAAUACAAUACAAUAGGAAUAUGCAAAUAUCCAGAAAGUCCGAAACAAGAAAGAAAUGCAUCCCCUAUACCAGGGGUAGGCAACCCUGGUCCUGGAGUCCCACUUCAUGUUUUUUAUUUAACCGACCUGGAAGACCAGGUGUGUUGAAUUAAGGCAAUCACUGAACUGAUUAGUUAGCUCAGUUUGUCAGGCGUGGGAUCUAGUUGGAACAAAAUACCUCCUACGAAUCCUGCCCAUCACCGGCAGGUAAAAUCAAAUCAAACACUGUGCGUGUCACUCAACACUCUCUCUCCUCCUCCACUGAAGUAGCAUAUCUUUGCUCCUUGGUGCACCUUGGAAGGAACCACUUAUUAGGGAGAAUAGGUGGGUACUCUUUUCCUGGUCCAGUCAGUGUGCCCCCUCCGCAAACUACAGCUGACAGAUCUUUUUAUAAAUCAUUGUUAUCAAAUGUGGGCUUAAAAAUGAACUUGAGUUAUUAAUUUAACGUCUGAAAAAUAAAUAAAAAACUGGACAAAUCUGAGGGGGCACGUGCCUAGCAACCUUGCACAAUGAAAGGUUUUGAAUGCAAGACUGGCUGCAUUACAAGUGUUACCAGUUUGGAGUUUUGUAGUAAGAGUUUAGAUUGUACCAAAGUGAUAAAAAAACUAUUGAUUAUUUUAGCGUUCAUGGUCAGUUCUCCCUGUAGCUUGUCAGCUGUGUGUGUGUUUGUAUAAUUCAGUGAGUGAGAGCAAUUUGUUUGUUUUGCUCAUUUCUGUUUGGGCUUUCAUCUCACUUAGGUCGUAGUCUGUGUGAUAUGUAAUGCUGAAAAUGUUCAGCCACUUCUGAAGAGCCUUGUACAUCCAGACUGUUUAAAUAUUUACAGCAUACUUGUGCAAAGGUAGCCUACAAUCAUUUCUGCUUGAAAAGUGUUUUUUUCCCAGAGUGUGUUCUUACUUUCUCUCCCGUCUUUCGCUUUCUCUGUGUCCUUUCGUCUGUUUCCCUCUUUGUCUGGCUAUUCACACUCUGCAAUCUUUCACUUCUCUCCAUCUGCUUGCCUUCCUCCUCCCUACAUAUAUUUUCUAUUCGCUGUCUCUCUUUCUCCUACCUCUUGUAUCGCUCCUGCAUCUCUCACGUUCAUACCUGUCCUCUCUCUCUCUCCCUCUCUCUCUCUUACUCGCCCAUGUCUGUCUGUCCAUGUCUGUCUGGUUUCUCUGUCUAGGUCUUAUAAUUCAUGAGGGAUCGUCUGUAUACCGGAUCUUUAAGCGCUGGCAGGCGGUGAACCAGCAGUGGAAAGUACUGAACUAUGAGAAAGACAAGGACCUGGGCGACCCCAUCAGCUCCAGCGGUAAGGGUGGGGGGCGUGGGGGGCGAAACCCUCCCCACAGCUCAGCCGGGGCGGACAGGGGAGGCCGGGCAGGCCAGCGUGUUAGGACUAUUCUCAACCACCACUGUGGCUACACCAUCCUGCACAUCCUCAGCCAGCUGAGGCCCAGCGAUGAGCGCAUCAGCGCCACAACCAACCGCGAGGUGGUCAUGAGGGUCACCACCGUAUGA